CCUCCGCGUUCGCAUUCGCUCGUCUCGCCGUCACAAAACCUCGCCGCCGGUAAUAUUCCCGGGUCCCCACCUUCCCCCCCUCGCGACGCGCUCCUCCUAAACCCUAGGCUCCGGCUCAACCCCACCCCUCCGCCGCCAUGGACGAGGACAGGACCGCCGAUCCCGCUCGCCGCGGCCGCCUCCUCUCGCCGAUGACGAGCGGUCAGGCGCCCCAAACGCCCCCGCCACAGACACAGCCCCAGCUCCCCAUGGACCUCGCCUCCCAGUACCAACGCCGCUUUGCGCCGACGGUUUUCCUCCCGCCGAUGGCGCCGCCCCGCCUGGCGUCCAGCUCCUCCGGCUUCUCGGCCUUCAGCACCUACCAGAGCCUGCCGACGCUCGCGCCACCCGCGCCGGGCGCCGGAUCGCAUCUCGCUCGGUCGCUCCCGAAGCCGCCGCUCUUCUCCGUGGACUCUCUAGCUCCGCUCCCGUACUCCACCGCUCCUGCGGCGGGGGCGGCGGCGGCGGUCCCGCGUUCCCCGCCGUCGCCUGGCGGCUCCGAGCAGCAAGUCCCGUCCGCGUCCGUCCUGCCGCCGCGUGGGGCGGGGCACCGGAGGUCCCGUAGCGAUUUCCUCGUCGGGUUCUCGCGCCCGAACCAGCUGCCGCCCCUGCCGAUGACGACUCCUGCGGCUGGGGACUACAGCAGGUCGAGGGACGCCUCCGUGCUCGAGGAGCUAUUCCGCUCGUACAGGGACCCGAACCUGCUCGUCUCCUCCGGGUCCGGGGGUAGCAAAAACGAAAGGAACGACCACCUAAGCAGCAGCCAACGCGGUUGGAGCCCCGCUGAUAGCAGCGAGAAUGAGGCUGAGAGCUGGGCGGCUAGUGGCAAUGGCAACGGCAGCGGCAACGGCAACGCAGACAGCAGCAGCGCUAGCCAUCCUCGCCAUUGCCGCAGCCUGUCGGUGGACAGCAUCAUGAGCAAUCUCAACUUUGGAGGCCCGGGCCAGGUUCCUCUGAGACUGCCGCCUGCGUCUCCGGUGGCAGUCGCCGGCGGCAGCCUCUCGCGCGCUGGAAGUGGGGCAUCGGGCAGUGCGGUUGCGACUGCUUCUUCUGAACUUAUCAACGGAGAGUUCACCGAGUCUGAGAUGAAGAAGAUCAUGGCCAAUGAUCGCCUCGCUGAGAUCGCUCUUGCUGAUCCUAAGAGGGUCAAGAGGAUUCUUGCUAAUCGGAUCUCGGCAGCAAAGUCCAAGGAGCGCAAGGUGAAGUACAUGGGUGAGCUUGAGCGUAAGGUUCGCGUGCUGCAGAUGGAAACUAGCACACUAUCUUCGAAAGCAGCAUCGUCGCAGAGGGAAUGUGAGGCACUUAAAACUAUGAACAGUGAGAUGAAGAUCAGGCUGCAAGCAAUGGAGCAGCAAGCACAGCUGAAAGAUGCUCUGAAUGAAGCACUGACUGCAGAAGUGCAUCGUCUGAAACAAAUUGCUGGUGAGGCCAGUGAUCCUCAUGUGCCGAACGGUUCACAUCAUCAUAUGAACCGCCAGAUUCUCGAACAGCAGCUGCUGCAGCUACAGCAGAAGCAGCCAUCAGACGCCCAGCAGGCUCAGCAGCAGCAGCAACAGGAAUCAGAGCAGUUCAAAGCUCAGCAGAAGCAGUGGAACCAUUAAGGAGAUUUCACAGACCUGUUCGGCCCAGCACAUGGUUGAAGGUCACUCAUACUGCAGAUUCAUGAAGGGAUACCUUGUGUUCCCGGAUAUUCGUUUCUUCUUAGGUUUUAGAACAACAGCAGUUGGAUAUUCCGUCUUUUGUGGUUUCUUGCAAAGCUAUUUGGUUUCAUUGGUUGUUGGAUGUUGGUAAUGCCUGGGUGGAUUCUGUGUUGUACAAACUUUUAGUCUCUGUAAUUUUCCGCUAGAAUUAUUAAAAUCAUUUUUAGGUACAUUUGUGUUGCGAAUUAAAGGGGGUCAAUUGUGGGCCACAACAUAUUCUGUAGAUGCGGAUGCGUGAAAUCCUGCAGCUAUUCAUUAAUCAUUCUAUUCGAAGUUCA
This is a messenger RNA of Sorghum bicolor (sorghum), 2017 nucleotides long. RefSeq names its product transcription factor VIP1. Gene Ontology annotation, cellular component: nucleus. The coding region runs from base 138 to 1640 and encodes 500 amino acids. NCBI's taxonomy places the organism in Eukaryota, Viridiplantae, Streptophyta, Magnoliopsida, Poales, Poaceae. The transcript is spliced from 4 exons. Gene Ontology annotation, biological process: regulation of DNA-templated transcription. The record is from RefSeq and is a predicted model, not a curated record. Gene Ontology annotation, molecular function: DNA-binding transcription factor activity.